AGAGGUCUCCUCGGACGCCCUUCCAUAUCUCAUGCGGCCCUCGUGCCGCAACUGCGAUUUCUGCGACGGGCUCGCCUCCAUGGAUCCAGACACCAGCUUGGCAGCAGGAACGGAGGAACAAGAGAAGGGUGUUGAUGUCAAAUCGCUGUUCAAGGGCUUGGGAUUCCUAGAUCGGUAUUUGGCGUUGUUCGUCUUUCUUGCUAUGGUCUUGGGAGUGUUACUGGGAGUAUAUCGAGAAGACGACGUGCACCGAGCCUUCGGUGGAGCUCAAUGGCAAGGCGCCUCAAUCCCGAUCCUCAUUGGUCUCCUGAUAAUGAUCUGGCCCAUCCUCACCAAAGUCUCUUACGAGUCCCUACCCGCCCUCUUCUCAACGCGCAGGAUAUGGAUACAUCUUGGGCUCUCGGCGCUGCUCAAUUGGGUAGUAGCGCCGUUUGUAAUGCUCGGCUUGGCUUGGGCGACGAUGCCGGAGCCAGCUUUGGAGAGGGAGAGGAAGGGAGUUAUUCUGGUUGGGGUAGCCAGAUGUAUCGCGAUGGUCCUCAUCUGGAAUGGGCUGGCUUGUGGAGAUACGCAGUAUUGUGCGAUCCUCGUUGGUGUCAACUCCGUCCUACAAAUAGUGCUCUUCGCUCCCUACGCUCUGCUCUUCCUCAACGUUCUGGGCGGCUCCUCUUCUCCAGCCCUGAUCCUCUCUUAUUCGAGUGUCGCGACCAGCGUGGGGAUCUACCUCGGCAUCCCCCUAGCGGCCGGCAUACUCACCAGGUUCAUCAUCAAGACUAUGCUCAGCUCCAAGCAUCAGGAUCUUUUCUUCCACUACUUCUCCCCUCUCUCCCUCCUCGGCCUCCUCUAUACCAUCAUAGUGCUCUUCGCCGCCCAAGGCCAGCAGAUCGCCGCCAACGUAGGCUCGGUAUUCCGUAUAUUCGUCCCCCUCAUCCUAUACUUCACAAUCGUCUGGAACUGCACCUUUUUCGGGCUGUAUUUCUUGGGCCGCAGCAGGAGGGGCAGGGCACUAGGAGGAUACGACAAAGCUGUCGUGCAGGCUUUCACGGCGGGGAGCAGUAACUUCGAGCUGGCGAUCGCUGUUGCCGUCGCGAGUUUUGGAACAGAAAGUCCCGAGGCGCUGGCUGCGACCAUUGGACCGCUUGUGGAAGUCCCGGUUCUGCUGGCACUGAGUUGUGUAGCGCUCUUGCUCAGGAAGAAAUUGGAUUGGACGCCUAAGCCGAAUAUUGUCCUAGUAUGA
This is a messenger RNA of Dacryopinax primogenitus, 1234 nucleotides long. Its product is annotated as arsenical-resistance protein ACR3. The record is from RefSeq and is a predicted model, not a curated record. Gene Ontology annotation, cellular component: plasma membrane. Gene Ontology annotation, molecular function: antimonite transmembrane transporter activity; antiporter activity; arsenite transmembrane transporter activity. Gene Ontology annotation, biological process: antimonite transmembrane transport; arsenite transport. Lineage: Eukaryota; Fungi; Basidiomycota; Dacrymycetes; Dacrymycetales; Dacrymycetaceae. The transcript is spliced from 7 exons. The coding region runs from base 32 to 1234 and encodes 400 amino acids.